Messenger RNA from Apaloderma vittatum (bar-tailed trogon), 1438 nucleotides. RefSeq names its product tectonic family member 3 (gene TCTN3). Lineage: Eukaryota; Metazoa; Chordata; Aves; Trogoniformes; Trogonidae. The annotation marks the transcript as partial. The record is from RefSeq and is a predicted model, not a curated record. Gene Ontology annotation, biological process: cilium assembly; smoothened signaling pathway. The transcript has 12 exons.
GUUUGUGAGUCAAGUGUGUGUGGAAAAAUCACAGGUGUUCAGAAGUAACGCUCCUUAUCCUACUGAUACCAUUGCUAUCCCAGGUCAGCGUGAUCUGCUCUUCUGUGUGCAGCUGGAUGACCCAAAGCUGAAUUAUUUCCAACAGCCGCAGAAUAUCAAAGAAUCUAAUUUUUCAAAGUUCUUAGACAAGUACGGUGGACGCUCUUUCUUAGUCCCGUCACAAGUCGAGCCAUCAUUCUCUGCCUUUUACCGGGCUGGUGAUCCCAUCCUAAUCUACUUCGAGUCUUCAUCUGUGCUGAGCACACUUAGACAGCCGGUAAAAACGGGAGCCACUGGACUUUGUGUUGAUGGAAAUCCUGCUGGCUUCUUGGACAGUAAAAGCACAAGCUGUACUCGCAUUUUUGCCAACUUGAGCAAGAGCUGCCUUACUGACCCUGCCCUAGAUGCUGCCUCCUACUUCCGUGACUUCACCGUGCUAAAGGUCCCGGUUAGUGACACCAUUGCGCAGUCUAUGAAGGUACCGGUCACUGCAGUCGCACCACCAGGAGCUCCCCACAUGAGGAACAACACGUGUCACAAUGUGGUUUCUGAGGUGAUCUACGGGAUAGAAUUUAGUGGCACACGAGGAAUUCAGAGUGUUUCUGUCUGGUUCAAAGUGAGCAACAUCUCUGGGAGCUCAGGAUCCUCUCUGCAGCAGCACUUCACUUUGCGCUUCUGGACCAGGGCUCUGUCUCAUAUGUUGCCUAGAAGUGGAAACCCUGGCUACAUCACUGGAGCCCCACUGCUGGUUGCAGACGGUGGUACCGUGCAGCAUAUGAGCAUUUUACAGAGUGAAGGUGAUGGAAGUUGCUCACAGUCCCUCAGACACACAGUUCAGUUUGGAAGAAAUAUGAGGACAGGCUGCAAGCUCAGCCUACCCCCAAUACUAGAAGAAAGUAACUGUAGUUACAUCCAGCAGAAGUUAUACAAGGCUUUUCAGGGGGUGAACAGAGCAGAGAACCUUGCUAUAACGGGCAGUGCUCAUCCAGCCCAGGAAGACGAGUGGACAACCAUUCUGAUCCAGAACUGCAGUGUGCAGGCUGUGAAUUGCACUGCCUGUUGCGUGGUUCCUGUGACCCUGGAGAUACAGAUCCUGUGGAGUAAGGCCGGCCUACUGUCCAACCCUCAGGCUCAGAUACUGGGUGCACGGUACCUUUAUCAGUGUCAUCCCCUGAAGCUGCUAGGCACAAGCGUGGUACCUGUGACAACUGUGGUUACCUUCGCUGACAUGACAGAAUGGCCAGAACCUCCACGAGGUCAACCCCAAAUGCACUGGAAACUCCCCUUCGACAUAUUUUUCCCAUUCAAGGUGACGUGGAAUUUGGAGCAAAGUUACAGAGGUGAUCUGGCUGGCUGGUUUUUGUUGAUUCUAAUCAUAUCUGGCAUUCUCUGCUUUUGA